Molecule: messenger RNA, 4349 nt
Organism: Grammomys surdaster
Lineage: Eukaryota; Metazoa; Chordata; Mammalia; Rodentia; Muridae
Gene: Rad50
Product: RAD50 double strand break repair protein
Exons: 25
Coding region: 172-4110 (1312 amino acids)
Biological process (GO): double-strand break repair; telomere maintenance via telomerase; telomere maintenance via recombination
Cellular component (GO): condensed nuclear chromosome; nucleus; Mre11 complex
Molecular function (GO): ATP hydrolysis activity; G-quadruplex DNA binding; single-stranded telomeric DNA binding
Source: RefSeq, a predicted model, not a curated record
CCGGGAAACAGAAGCCCGCGGGACCGGAAGUGCUCUCGCCGCCGGAGCUCCCGCUCGCAGCUCGCGUUCGGACCUUUCGUGUCCUCUCGCAGCGUCCCUUCCCGGCUUGCCCAGCUUCCGCCUCGAGGUUAAAUUCGUCCCUGGCACUGAGAUAAGAAACGUGGUGCAAAUAUGUCCCGGAUCGAAAAGAUGAGCAUUCUGGGCGUGCGAAGUUUUGGGAUAGAGGAUAAAGAUAAGCAGAUUAUCUCUUUCUUCAGCCCCCUCACAAUUUUGGUUGGACCCAAUGGGGCGGGGAAGACGACCAUCAUUGAAUGCCUAAAGUAUAUUUGUACUGGAGAUUUCCCUCCUGGAACCAAAGGAAAUACAUUUGUUCAUGAUCCCAAGGUUGCUCAAGAAACAGAUGUGCGAGCCCAGAUCCGCCUGCAGUUCCGAGACGUGAAUGGAGAGGUGGUGGCAGUGCAGAGGUCUAUGCUUUGCAGUCAGAAAAGUAAAAAAACCGAGUUCAAAACCCUAGAAGGAGUCAUCACUAGAACAAGGCAUGGUGAAAAAGUCAGUCUCAGCUCCAAAUGUGCAGAAAUCGACCGAGAAAUGAUAAGUUGUCUUGGGGUUUCCAAGUCUGUGCUAAACAAUGUUAUUUUCUGUCACCAAGAAGACUCCAACUGGCCUUUAAGUGAAGGGAAGGCUCUGAAGCAAAAGUUCGAUGAGAUUUUUUCAGCAACAAGGUACAUUAAAGCUCUAGAUACCCUUCGACAGGUACGUCAGACACAAGGUCAGAAAGUAAAAGAGUGUCAAACAGAAUUGAAAUAUCUGAAGCAAAAUAAGGAGAAAGCUUGUGAGAUUCGAGAUCAGAUUACUAGUAAGGAAGCCCAAUUAGCAUCUUCACAGGAAAUUGUCAAGUCCUAUGAGAAGGAACUUGAGCCAUUGAAGAAUCGCCUGAAAGAAAUUGAACACAACCUCUCUAAAAUAAUGAGACUUGAUAAUGAAAUUAAAGCCUUGGAUAGCCGAAAGAAACAAAUGGAGAAAGAUAACAGUGAAUUAGAACAGAAAAUGGAAAAGGUUUUUCAAGGGACUGAUGAGCAACUAAAUGACUUGUAUCACAAUCACCAGAGAACAGUCAGGGAAAAAGAAAGGCGCUUGGUAGACUGUCAGCGUGAACUGGAGAAGCUGAAUAAAGAGGCGCGCCUCCUCAACCAGGAAAGGGCAGAGCUGCUUGUGGAGCAGGGUCGUCUACAACUACAGGCAGAUCGUCAUCAAGAACAUAUCCGAGCUAGAGAUUCAUUAAUUCAGUCUUUAGCAACACAUCUUGAAUUGGAUGGUUUUGAGCGUGGACCAUUCAGUGAAAGACAGAUUAAAAAUUUUCAUGAACUUGUGAAAGAAAGACAGGAAAGAGAAGCUAAAACCGCCAGCCAGCUCUUGAGCGACCUUACAGACAAAGAAGCUCUGAAGCAGAGGCAGAUUGAUGAGCUGAGGGACAAGAAGAGCGGGCUGGGGAGGAUGGUCGAGCUGAAGACAGAGAUCCUCACCAAGAAGCAGAGCGAGCUGAGGCACGUGAGGAACGAGCUGCAGCAGCUGGAGGGCUCGUCGGACAGGAUUCUGGAGCUGGACCAGGAGCUCACGAAAGCUGAACGUGAACUAAGCAAGGCUGAGAAAAAUAGCAGCAUAGAAACCCUAAAAGCAGAGGUAAUAAGCCUCCAGAAUGAGAAAGCCGACCUGGACAGGAGCUUGCGGAAGCUGGACCAGGAGAUGGAGCAGUUAAACCAUCAUACAACAACCCGCACGCAGAUGGAGAUGCUCACCAAAGACAAAACUGACAAAGAUGAACAGAUCAGAAAAAUAAAGUCUAGGCACAGUGAUGAACUAACUUCACUGUUGGGAUAUUUUCCUAACAAAAAGCAGCUUGAAGACUGGCUUCAUUCUAAAUCCAAAGAAAUUAAUCAGACCAGGGACAGACUUGCCAAACUGAACAAAGAACUAGCUUCAGCCGAACAAAAUAAAAAUCAUAUAAACAAUGAGCUAAAGAAAAAGGAAGAACAGUUGUCCAGUUAUGAAGAUAAGCUAUUUGAUAUUUGUGGUAGCCAAGAUUUUGAAAGUGAUUUAGACAGACUUAAAGAAGAAAUUGAAAAAUCCUCAAAGCAGCGAGCCAUGCUGGCUGGAGCCACAGCAGUUUACUCCCAGUUCAUUACGCAGCUGACAGAUGAAAACCAGUCCUGUUGCCCAGUCUGUCAGAGAGUAUUUCAGACAGAGGCUGAGUUACAGGAAGUCAUCAGUGACUUGCAGUCCAAGCUGAGGCUUGCUCCAGAUAAACUCAAGUCAACAGAGUCAGAACUGAAGAAAAAAGAACGGCGCCGUGAUGAAAUGCUUGGGCUUGUGCCCAUGAGGCAAAGCAUAAUUGAUUUGAAGGAAAAGGAAAUACCAGAAUUAAGAAACAAACUACAGAGUGUCAAUAGAGACAUACAGCGCCUAAAGAAUGACAUAGAAGAGCAGGAAACACUCUUGGGCACAAUAAUGCCUGAAGAAGAAAGUGCUAAAGUAUGCCUGACAGAUGUUACAAUUAUGGAGAGGUUCCAGAUGGAGCUGAAAGAUGUUGAAAGGAAAAUUGCACAGCAGGCAGCUAAGCUGCAGGGAGUAGACUUGGAUCGGACUGUUCAGCAGGUUAACCAGGAAAAACAGGAAAAGCAACACAAGCUGGAUACAGUUUCCAGUAAGAUUGAGUUGAACCGUAAGCUAAUACAGGACCAGCAGGAACAAAUCCAACACCUGAAAAGUAAAACAAAUGAGCUGAAAUCAGAGAAACUGCAGAUAGCCACCAAUCUGCAGCGGCGUCAGCAAAUGGAGGAGCAGACUGUGGAAUUAUCCACUGAAGUUCAGUCUUUAAACAGAGAAAUAAAGGAUGCUAAAGAACAAAUAAGCCCUUUGGAGACAGCACUAGAAAAGUUGCAGCAGGAAAAAGAAGAAUUAAUCCACAGAAAAAAUACAAGUAACAAAAUGGCUCAGGAUAAAAUCAAUGAUAUCAAAGAGAAAGUUAAAAAUAUUCAUGGUUACAUGAAAGACAUAGAGAAUUAUAUUCAAGAUGGAAAAGAUGACUAUAAGAAGCAAAAAGAAACUGAACUUAAUGAAGUUGUUGUUCAACUAAAUGAAUGUGACAAACACAAAGAAAAGAUAAAUAAGGAAAUGGGAACCAUGAGGCAGGAUAUCGACACACAGAAGAUACAGGAAAGGUGGCUACAGGAUAACCUUACACUAAGAAAAAGAAGAGAGGAACUGAAAGAAGUGGAAGAAGAGCGAAAACAACAUUUGAAGGAGAUGGGACAAAUGCAGGUUUUACAAAUGAAAAGUGAGCAUCAGAAGUUGGAAGAGAACAUAGACACCAUAAAGAGAAAUCACAGUUUGGCAUUGGGACGACAGAAAGGCUAUGAAGAAGAAAUUCUUCACUUUAAGAAGGAGCUCCGAGAGCCUCAGUUUCGGGAUGCCGAGGAAAAGUAUAGAGAAAUGAUGAUUGUCAUGAGAACCACAGAGCUGGUGAAUAAGGACCUGGACAUCUACUACAAGACUCUUGACCAAGCAAUAAUGAAAUUUCACAGUAUGAAAAUGGAAGAAAUCAACAAAAUUAUUCGUGAUCUUUGGCGGAGUACCUAUCGUGGACAAGAUAUUGAAUACAUAGAAAUUCGAUCUGAUGCUGAUGAGAAUGUAUCGGCUUCUGAUAAAAGGCGGAAUUACAACUACCGAGUGGUGAUGCUGAAGGGGGACACAGCUUUGGACAUGCGCGGACGAUGCAGUGCUGGACAGAAGGUGCUAGCCUCUCUCAUCAUCCGCCUGGCACUGGCUGAAACCUUCUGUCUGAACUGUGGCAUCCUUGCCUUGGAUGAGCCUACAACAAAUCUUGACAGAGAAAACAUUGAAUCUCUUGCACAUGCUUUGGUUGAGAUCAUAAAAAGUCGCUCGCAGCAGCGCAACUUCCAGCUUCUGGUAAUCACUCAUGAUGAAGAUUUUGUGGAGCUCUUAGGGCGAUCUGAGUAUGUGGAGAAAUUCUACAGGGUGAAGAAGAACAUCGACCAGUGCUCAGAGAUUGUCAAGUGCAGCAUUAACUCCCUGGGCGCUUAUGUGCACUAACUUGUUUUGGGAGGGAUGUGGAUUGUGUGAAGGGAACCAUGUGGCAGGUUUGAGAGUUCCUAAGAUCGUGAGGCUGCCCUGAGAGAAGACUGAACACAGUUCCCACAGGCCUAGCGACCUCCCAGCUCUGCUCAGCCCUUCAUUUCCUGUCAACUGAAUGUCAUCCAGAUAAACAAUGCUCUUGGGAGCAGUGCUGACAGGAGGGGUGGGCAUUUAAAAAUGUUACUAUUUUCUCUGAA